GCCAAGCUCACGGUCUCCGCCCCGAGCCUUACACUGUCCCCGCCCCCAACCUGAAGACCAUAGCCUGGGUGUCUAGAAACUAUGAUGAUGACCUCUACCCUGCGGGCGCUGCUAUUGUUGCCGUUGUUCCUGGGGGCCAGCGGGGGCGGCGGAGCAGGUGUUAAUUUUCGUUUUGCUUCCUACAUUGGUGAUCACAUGGUGUUACAGAAAGAACCAGCUGGAGCUGUGGUCUGGGGUUAUGGUGAAGUUGGAGGCAUUGUGAUGGUGACUCUGCACCAAGCUCAGGAAACCAUCAUGAAAAAGAUAGCCUAUGUGAAAGAACAGUCUGAGACCUGGAUCAUGAUACUGGAUCCUGUAAAGCCUGGUGGGCCUUAUAACAUGACGGCAGAGCAAGUCAUCGGGAAGGAGAGAUACAGCCAGACAGUAUAUGAUGUCUUAUUUGGAGAUGUUUGGCUUUGCAGUGGGCAAAGUAACAUGGAGAUGUCAGUUUCCCAGCAGAGAAUCGAGAAGAUUCUCAGCUCCUCCUUCUACCACACCCCCGGCCAGUCCUAUGAGAUUUUUAAUGCUUCCGAGGAGGAGGCGAAGGCCUUUGCCUAUCCAUUUAUCCGCAUCCUUACAGUUGCUCUUGUCAAGGCAGAGGAGGAGCUGGAGGACCUUACUUCAAUUGAUUUGCCAUGGUCUCUGCCUACCCCAAAAAACCUGGGCCAUGGGAAUUUUACCUAUUACUCAGCAGUAUGCUGGCUGUUUGGGCGCUAUCUGUAUGAUACUCUGAAGUAUCCCAUUGGGCUGGUCUCCUCUAGCUGGGGUGGAACACCUAUAGAAGCCUGGUCAUCUUGGCGGUCACUGCAAGCCUGUGGAGUCCCAAAGGAAGAGAAGCAGAUUACUUUCCCCAGUCUAUAUGCUGGCCCCACUGAUCACUCCAUACUUUGGAAUUCAAUGAUCCAUCCACUACUCAAUAUGACAUUAAAAGGAGUGGUAUGGUACCAAGGAGAGAAUAAUGCAAACUAUAACACUGAUCUGUACAACUGCACCUUUCCUGCUCUCAUUGAAGACUGGCGCCAGGCUUUCCACAAUGGUUCUCAAGGGCAGACACAGCGACUUUUCCCUUUUGGGUUUGUGCAAUUAUCUACAACUAUGUCUAAGGAGGAGGAUUAUGGAUUCCCAAGAGUCCGUUGGCAUCAAACAGCUGAUCUUGGCUAUGUCCCCAAUGUGAGGAUGCCCAAUACCUUCAUGGCUGUGGCAAUGGACCUCUGUGACAGAGAUUCUCCUUUUGGGAGCAUUCACCCUAGAGAUAAACAGACUGUGGCCUACAGAUUGCAUUUGGGGGCCCGUGCUGUAGCUUAUGGAGAGAAGAUGCUUCCUUUUCAGGGUCCGUUGCCUGAAAAGAUAGAAAUCUUAGCUGACAAGGAACUUCUCAAACUUGAAUACCACCAGAAAAUCCAAGUGCAGAAGCAGGAUGACAAGAUCUAUGAGAUCUCAUGCUGCAAUAACCAUCAGUGUAAGUGGAUUCCAGUCCCUAUGGGCAACUCCUCCUCCCAGACUCUAGCCCUUAAAAUUGAUUCCUGUUAUGGCACUGUGACUGCUCUCCGCUAUGCCUGGACUACGUGGCCAUGUGAAUACAAACAGUGUCCCAUUUACAAUCCUAGCAGUGCCCUGCCAGCCCCACCAUUCAUCAUAGUCAUUCCAAGUUAAGACUCCUGGCUGUGCAAAAUUUGGGAAGGAAAAGGAAUGAAAAAGAAUAAUUGAUUUGGGUUGAGAUUUCAUUUUAAUUUAGUUUUUAUUAGAUCCUGGAUGAAAUGCUCAGGUCUUAAAUUCUGGUCUGGUUUUCUAUAAACAAUCAUGGGUGGAACCUUUAAGAAGUUAGCCAGAGAAGCACUGAGGUGGCACAGUGGAUUGAGCACUGGCCUUGGAGUCAGGAGAACCUGAGUUCAAAUCUGGCCUCAGACACUUACU
Molecule: messenger RNA, 1953 nt
Organism: Vombatus ursinus (common wombat)
Lineage: Eukaryota; Metazoa; Chordata; Mammalia; Diprotodontia; Vombatidae
Gene: SIAE
Product: sialic acid acetylesterase
Exons: 11
Coding region: 82-1692 (536 amino acids)
Biological process (GO): carbohydrate metabolic process
Molecular function (GO): sialate O-acetylesterase activity
Source: RefSeq, a predicted model, not a curated record